Molecule: messenger RNA, 5467 nt
Organism: Podospora bellae-mahoneyi
Lineage: Eukaryota; Fungi; Ascomycota; Sordariomycetes; Sordariales; Podosporaceae
Exons: 6
Coding region: 2847-4727 (626 amino acids)
Biological process (GO): regulation of transcription by RNA polymerase II
Cellular component (GO): nucleus
Source: RefSeq, a predicted model, not a curated record
UCAACGGCCACUGCUGUCGCUGUUGACGUUGGAAAAGCGAAGGUGAUCUUGGCACCGAUAUGUCAUCUUUGAUACCACAUUACACUUUUACGCUAAAAAGCUUGGCUUAAACAAACAUGGCGGGUGAUGCUGAUCAAACAGUGUCAAUUGGUCGCCCCCAGCCCACAGAACCAAACUGCAGGAUCUUGCUCUGUUCUGUUCCCGAGUCUGUAUUUCUAGUGUUCAUCGCCGGGCAUUCUCCGAUCAAACGAAACACAGAAAAAUGCAUUAGAGAAGGACAGCAACACGUGUUCGGCAAGACAGACAGGCACGGACAAAUUAUCCACUGGAUGGGAUACGGAGAUGGAAAAUGAUGGGUUCCGCAGCCGGCAACAUGGCUGCUCGUACUGCUGCCAUUUUGACCAAGCCGUCGCACCCGCAUUAUCCGAACUCUCAUUUGUUUUUGAUGGACCAUCUGAUUUCUUGCGGGUUGAGACCAAGACCGUGACAUCUCCGCGCCGGCGCCGGAUCUAUGUACGAGCCCGCAGGUUUUUCCCUGAUACUUACGUCGUUCACCUUGACCACCCUCGGCCGAACGAACACGAGCCUCGGAUGGGUUCGACCUCUCAUUUUUCUCGCCCUGACGGGACAUGCAACAUGCUUGCAUCAUACAACACAACUUCGGGCUUCACCCACGGGAACUGUUCAUGGUAGCUAUAUGUCAUAAGGUAGCAUCUUUCCAAAGUUCCGGCUUCGGUUUGACAGGCGGCCAACAGGUGGAAGAAAAGGACAAGAAAAAAGGAUGACAUGGCACGAAAACAACAACAACAACAACACGAGGGCACCGGAACACAUGCCGAUUCCCUGCAGGUCAAGAUCUUUCUAGUAAGAACUAGUAGAACUGUUUACUGUUGGCUUCAACGGUCCCCAGUUGGAAAAGGCCCAAGUCAAGUCAUGAGAUGCCAAGAGCCACUGUGCACACCCACGCAGGACAUCACAUACGUCAAGCCACGAUUUGCUGCACAAAAGUUGUACACUCUCCUCCCCUCCUUUUUGGCAGGACAGCUCUGCCUAAUGCGGGUGCAGAUAAGGCUGUGCACUUUAUUUCGAGCGUGCACAGCACAUUGCACAUCACACACGUCUGAGCUUCCCAUUGGCUGCUCAGGGCGGUCAAGCCACUAUGUACAUGUUUGAAGGGCAGCUUAAUCAUCGGACGGCCGGAGGGGUAAGAAUGCGCAGUAGCUACCCGCACCGCAGCACAGCACAGCACAAAGAGGGAUGGAGUAAAAAUAUCUUUCUUCUUCUUCUCUUGUUGGAUGGAUUCGAAGCAGUUGACGUCUUUUCUACAUGCUGCGAUAAACCGGGACCUGCGGCACGGCCAGAGCCUCCACAAUAUCACGGCACUUGUGGUGAUAACCUCUCGUGGGUCAGAUCGCGAAUCGUGAUCGCAGCCAAAGGUCCACUUCGGAGCCACCAGAAUUCUGCAAUACCAGUGAUGGCGUUUUUCGCUCUUUGCCGGUUGCCCCGUGGCCGGCGGUCGGUCAUCUCUUGGCCGGCUUUGCAGUGGAGAAAUUGACCAGAGGUGAUGCUUGCAAAGAAGGGUCUCGCCCCGUCGACGUCGACUGCGAGAGGGGGUGGUGGGUGAGGAGUCUGUUUCUGGUGAGGGGAGUGAGGGGAAAAGCAUGCUUUAGUCUCCCAAAACGGCGUAUGGGCCGUGAGACAAGUCUUUGAAGGGCUUGCCCGUUGUACAACAGCCACAGGGACAGCAACAGAUGAUCAUCAACCUCAUGAUGAGGGAAACAGGCGGUUGGCGUCAGUUGCUGCGGUCAUCCCGGCCGCCUACUAUAGUUACCUGUCCCUCAUCAGGGGAAAAGAAACAAAUCCUCAGUGAUAAGAGGGAAGGCAUCGAAACACCAUCCUGUCUCGCUUCCGACACUGAUGCCCCUUGCCCCGACAGCAGAAUCUAUGAUAGCAACAAAGGAGAAGGGCAGGUAGCCAGCGAAUGGCAAUGUCCGGGCUGGCUCCAGAGUCCAGAACGUGGGGGACAGAGUACCCAAUCAGGACGAGGAGCAGAAACAGCUUCAGUGAUAAAGAGCGGGAAGGAGAUGGUCGGCCAUGGUCGUGGUCCAUUCUUCGGGAACCAGAGGCGUGGACGUGAUUUCAUCUCUCUUCUAAAGGGAAAAGUAAACUGCAACUGCAAGCACGCACCAAGCCUCGAGGUCUCCGCCGACACUCGCUAACCCCUGUCUUUGUCGGUGGCCAACCAGAGGCUCGGAACUGACCAGGACUGGAGGGAACCCAUCCCCCGCCCUCCCUUGUAUCUUGUACCUUUUGUACUCCCUCAUGUACCCAGCCUCAUGUCACCAUCCCAAUCCCAAUGUACCUCCGUCCCAGAAGUGAAGUCGCUGGGCCCCUGCCCCAUGCCCUCCUGCCCCUGUCAACCCUCCCCUUGUUCCCCUGCAAAUUCGUGAACUGACCACAGCCUCUCUGACUGGGCACUGGGGCCCUACUGGGAGAUCGAUGCCUCCACCACCUCUGGGCCUGCAAGAUGUGAAUGGGGGGUAUUUAGAAUCCUCAUCCCCCCGCCCAAACCUUUCCACUGGCGCACCUCAUCCCGUGUCAAACACCAAAUCCAUAUCCCCGGAUCCAAACAAGUCCACCGCCUCGGGCAGUCUCCGACAAGGACUUACACACUCGUUCCACUGCGGCUUUGGUGUAUAAUUACAAUAGCUUGGAAAGAACAGCAGAACAGCAGAGUUUUUGGAAAGAGAGAAGAUCAACACAACCCGAUCAGCAACAACACGGCACAGUCCCACACCUGAGCAGGCACAACUGAGCCCAGCAUCUUCUUCCUUCACAGGCAUCAAAUGGCGGCAACUGGCCACCGUGAGGCCGACGACUACAACAUGAGCUACCCAGAACCCCCUCACUUCUCAUCCGCGCCCAUGGACCUGGGACUUUCCCCGGAGCCCUACAGCGCCUACUCCAGGUCAUCACACGAGUUCCCGACGACAAUUGGCUAUGAGCACGGAGCCAUCUACACCGCCGACACACCAUACCUCUACAACCAUAACGGUAACCACGAGAGGUCAUCACCUGGCAUGUACCCAGACGACAGCGAUCUGAGAGGACCAGCUUCGGAUCUGAGCAUCGCCAGCGCCUCAUCCUCCAACGCGGGCUCCCCAAAUUCGAGCCACGGCCAAAUGGCGCCGAUCCCUGAGUGGGCUACGGGCCCCCACGGACUUGGGGUUACCCCGGGCAUCGUCGACGCAAGCGACUUUCACCUCCCCGGCAGCGAAUAUUCAUACGCGCCCGGUGUCUAUGGUGAUGAGUACAGCACAGCUUUCGAAUAUCCCAGCGGGAAAACACCAGGCUUUGUUGAUCCUAUCUUGAUUCACCCAGACGCGAGACCAAUGACCAUGUCUGGCUUUGAGCAGCAGCCAUAUUCGGCCCAGCCCAACUCCGCAUAUCCUGCCUCUCCUGCUCUGUCUGCCUCCCCACAACUGCGAAACGGCAGCACUUCGCCCUUCAUGCACAACAACUACCAGUACUCGCCAUACCCGCCACCAAUGGAGGCCCAAAGGAGACCAAGCCUUGUUUCUUUCCACUCCAACUACUCCGGCGAGCAGCAAUACAGCGGCGAUGAGUUCAAGGAGAAGCAGAGGUGCCCACAUCCCGAGUGCGGCAAGGUGUUCAAGGACCUCAAGGCGCACAUGCUCACUCACCAAGAGGAGCGCCCCGAGAAGUGCCCCAUCACAACAUGCGAGUAUCACGUGAAGGGGUUUGCGAGAAAAUACGACAAGAACAGACAUACCCUUACACAUUACAAGGGCACCAUGGUCUGCGGUUUCUGCCCGGGGUCUGGCUCCGCGGCCGAGAAGUCGUUCAACCGUGCCGAUGUGUUCAAGCGCCACUUGACUGCUGUGCACGGUGUCGAGCAAACACCGCCCAACAGCCGGAAGAAGGCUGCCGCUGGAAACAACGGGACCAAGAAGUUGACUGGCUACGCCCCUGAUGCGACUGGCAAGUGCUCCACUUGCUCGUCAACCUUCAGCAACGCCCAGGACUUCUACGAGCAUCUUGACGACUGUGUGCUCCGCAUUGUCCAGCAAGAGGACCCAGCAGAGGCCAUCAACGCCCAGCGGUUGGCCGAGGUGGAAAACGAUCGCGACGUACACAACACCCUGGAGAAGAACAACCUCCCAACAACCACCAUGACACUUCAAGAUGGCGAGGACGAGGAUGAGAACAUGGAUGACGGCGAUGAUGAUGAACUCAGGGCUCGCGGCCUCAAGGGCUCGCCCACCAAGAGGAAGGGUGGAAACCCACAAAACGGCGUGCAAAAGUCCCGCGGGCUUACACACUCGCGCGGCGGUGUCACGCUCCCCACCAAGACCCGGGGUCGCAAGAACAGGCGCGACUAUCCUUCCUCAUGGGGCUUCGACAAGGGUCAGAUGACAAUGAAGAAGCGCGUCAUGGCGGUAUUCGACGGCCCCCGCCGCCUGGCCAAGGACGACAUGAUGCUCUCGACCGAGCAAGAAGUCCGCAUCAAGCUCUCCGACGGCAAGUCCUACGUCACCGACCUCGACAUGCAAACGCUCAAGCGUGCCGACGGCUUCCUCAACGCGACCGAGGAGGAGAAGGGUCCCUGGGUCUCGGACGACCCGACCGAGGAGCAGCUCAAGCAGAUGCUUACCUACACCGCCCCGGAACCAACAACCACCGCUGCUGCCGCCGCCGCUCAGUAAAUACCAUGACUGUUUCACUCGCUCUUCUUUCACUUGAUGUUUAUACUGCAACAACUACCAAACUAAUCAUCACCAUCACACAUCGUCACAUUUACUUUUUGGGCUUGUUGGUUAUAGAGGGGUUAUAUUACCUCUGGGGGAUCUACAGAGAGUUUGUAAAAAUACACGCGGCGUUUUUUCUAGGGGGGCUGGUUUUAUAUCCCAUGGGAUUGAUUGGAUUUGGCUGGGAACAUUAUGGCAUUCAUGGGGCCUUUUUUUUCUUCUUUUUUUUUCUACUCUGUGACAUUAUUUUUUCUUUUUCUUUGUUUUUUUUUAUGCUGUCGCCCUGGAAAUUUGGGAGAAUAAGGAAUGGUAGGGCCUUAAUGACUGCAAUGAAAUACCAAAUGGGGUUUUUUUUUUUUGGGGGAAGGGGAAGGGAAUGGGGCUAUAAGGAACUCCAAAAAAUUAUUCUUAUCAUUACUACGAGACCUAAGUAAGAGUGGGAAGAAGAGGAAGGGGGAGCAAACACUACCUACCCAGGGACUUGGGGGGAUUUUCUUAGCUCUUGUUUAGUAUUACUACUACAACAACAACGAUACCCAUAUUGUUCUCAACACUUUUUCUUGCGAUUUGCUAUUUGAUGUUUGUGUGUAGAAGAACAAAGUUAGUUGCUUAUAUAGUAGUUAUUGGUAUGGUUUAUUUUUUACUAAUAGGCUCGCCGUCGCUCUUGUUAAGCUGUGGGAUAUGGAAGAGUGGUUUGU